Aspergillus pseudoviridinutans is the source of this 1761-nucleotide messenger RNA. Its product is annotated as Myb-like DNA-binding domain protein. The transcript has a single exon. NCBI's taxonomy places the organism in Eukaryota, Fungi, Ascomycota, Eurotiomycetes, Eurotiales, Aspergillaceae. Gene Ontology annotation, cellular component: nucleus. Bases 1 to 1761 code for a protein of 586 amino acids. Gene Ontology annotation, molecular function: histone binding; protein heterodimerization activity. The record is from RefSeq and is a predicted model, not a curated record.
AUGGAACGACCUCAGAAAAGACUCCGCUUAUCCUUGGGUUGUCACGGCGAAGACUCGGACGAUAUAGACCUGCAGGAAGCCAGAGCCCAAAAUGACUUACGCCUCAAAUCGAUCUUUGAACGCAUCUUCGAAAAAUACGGAAAAGAUUUCACGGAUAUUGGGGAUGAAAUCGAUUUACAGACAGGGAAUAUUGUGGUCAAUAAUGGUCACUUACAGAGAAUGUCCGGCGAAGAUGAUACUGGGGAAAAGGACGACGAGGACGGGUGGUUGUUCGAGGAAGACCUACCCACGUCUGCGGUUCAGAUCUCUGAAGCUACGCUGGCGGGAUCUGUACAUGACUCGGGCAUAGAGGCAGAGACUGGCGGUGACGAUGCGAAAGAUGGAGAGCAGCUACAGCGCUCGCUUACAUCGCUGCAUACGCUCCCAGCGCUGCGGUUAGAUCGGGCAUAUGAAAAGCAGCCACCUGAAACAGUCGAGCCGGAUUCGGAUGACGAUUCAAAAAGUGUGGAUUCUUUGUUGGACUGUGCAUUGAUCGUCCCCAAUGAGUCAGAUGAACCUGAUAGUCAAGCCCCGUCGCUUGAAAGUGAGGCUUUUCCCGCAAAAGCAAAUACUACGGCUGACAUCCCCGUCCAAUCCCGACAGAUGCGUGGAGACAAAGCCGAUGAGCCAUUGGAGUCUAUCUGGCGCGUUCCUGAGAUUAAAGGCGAGUUCUCGACGCCUAUUUUCUACAGAUCACGCCCCAAGCUUCCUUUGACUGCUGUCCGAUCUGCAUCUCCUCCAAGAGCGGGAUCUCUGUGGGCACUUCCUGGAAAAUCAAGGCGCAACACAGCCGCCAAAAAGGGAAAAAGCAGAAAGAGACUUGAAGUCAGCCAACAAAAUCACAAGCAUCAAUCAAGCCCCGUCUUGCAUGACUGGUCCUUUGCAGAAACCCCUGAUGGAAGCGAAUCGGACGAUCCUCUGCAGGAAGACUAUCAACCAUCGCCAACACCGAAAACCCUCAUUCAUAUCAGGGGCAAAAAUCAGGUCCAAAUCACUCCGAGUCGCACAAAGGAUGAGCGCAGACCGCUUACCCCUCAGCUGGAUCCUGGUUGCCAACCCACCACGAAUGCUCUUCAUGGAGCAACAGAGCCCAAAAUCGCCAACGGCGCAACUUCACAAUUACAGCCUCAAACCAUUGAAAAACAUGCAGACCAGUGUCUUUCUGUAGAUACACCUAUUUCCGCAGCCGUGCAACACGCAGACCCGGUCAUAGCGCAGGCAUCCACUCCUACUAGAGCCAAAAGGACACUGAUGACGCCAGACGAGGCGAAGCUGAUCAUCCGCAUGAGGCAGAUUGAAGGAAAGAAAUGGAAGGAAGUCCAAGAACAUUUUCCGCAGCGAAAAUUAGUUUCACUCAUCCAGUGGAACCAGACGCAUUGGACUGAACGGCAUGACAAACCGCCUCGACUCUCCAGACCUUGGUCGAAGGAGGAGGUGGACAAAUUGCAGACUUUCAAGGACCAACAAGGAUUAACUUGGCCCCAUAUUCGUGCCGGCCUUCCCGGUCGUUCACACGCGGAAGUAGAGUUCGCACUGUUGAGACUCUGGGCUGAGUUGGAUGACGGUUCAAAGUACGAAUUUUCAGAGCUCGUGAGCGAAGCGAAGCUGACAGGCGACGGAGUCCAAAUCCCGGUGCAGUCGACUCUCGACCGUGUCUCUCUGGCUAAGCCUAGAGAGCCUCGGGAACAAGACGAUCGCGAGACGGAGAGGGAGAGCGUGUGA